AUGUCUGGAGAAAGAGGCCACGGGCAUUCCCGUAGACGGAGGAGGCAUGGCCUGUCCCGCUCCAGAAGAGCCGAGCUGCAGUUCCCCAUCAGCCGCGUGGACCGCCUCCUGCGCGAGGGUCACUAUGUCCACCGCUUAAGCUCGUCCACACCUGUGUUUCUGGCCGGCAUCCUCGAGUACCUGACAUCCAACAUCUUGGAACUCGCGGGCCAGGAGGCCUGCAACAGCCACAAGACGUGCAUCACCCCCGAGCACCUGCAGAAGGCCCUGGGCAACAACCAGUACCUGAGCCAACUCUUUGAGGAGAACACCUACUCCCGGGGGGAUGGGAUGGCCCAGGUCAGGAAGUUGUCAGGCCCGGGCACCGGAGCCGACAGCCGCAUCUAG
Messenger RNA from Nyctereutes procyonoides (raccoon dog), 387 nucleotides. RefSeq names its product histone H2A-Bbd type 1-like. The transcript has a single exon. Gene Ontology annotation, molecular function: protein heterodimerization activity; structural constituent of chromatin; DNA binding. The record is from RefSeq and is a predicted model, not a curated record. NCBI's taxonomy places the organism in Eukaryota, Metazoa, Chordata, Mammalia, Carnivora, Canidae. Gene Ontology annotation, cellular component: nucleosome. The coding region runs from base 1 to 387 and encodes 128 amino acids.